Messenger RNA from Pungitius pungitius (ninespine stickleback), 2508 nucleotides. It is a transcript of the gene kcmf1, whose product is annotated as potassium channel modulatory factor 1. The record is from RefSeq and is a predicted model, not a curated record. Bases 207 to 1382 code for a protein of 391 amino acids. Gene Ontology annotation, cellular component: plasma membrane. Gene Ontology annotation, molecular function: zinc ion binding. Gene Ontology annotation, biological process: synaptic signaling. Lineage: Eukaryota; Metazoa; Chordata; Actinopteri; Perciformes; Gasterosteidae. The transcript has 7 exons.
ACUGCGCCAUGAGUGACACUCUGGGAGGGGAAGCAGAACAAACUGUAACCUGCUGGCGGAUCCAUCUUGCUCGAAAAAGGAGCGAGGGUGAAGGCUUUUUUUUUUUUUCUUCUCCCCCCCCCGCAGUUUAGUAUCUGAAAUACACUGUAUCGCCCCCGUUAACCGCGCUGGGGAGCCCGAGGAGGGGCCGCGCCGCUGUUUGUAGGAUGUCCCGACAUGAGGGCGUGAGCUGUGAUGCGUGUUUAAAAGGGAACUUUAGAGGAAGACGGUUCAAGUGUUUAAUUUGCUACGACUACGACCUUUGUGCAUCGUGCUACGAGAGCGGCGCCACGACAACGAGGCACACCACAGAGCACCCCAUGCAGUGUAUAUUGACCAGGGUAGACUAUGACUUGUAUUACGGAGGAGACACUUUUUCAGUAGAGCAACCCCAAUCAUUCACAUGUCCUUACUGUGGCAAGAUGGGCUACACCGAGACGUCCCUACAGGAGCAUGUCACCUCAGAACAUGCAGAGACCUCCACAGAGGUGAUCUGUCCGAUAUGUGCUGCCUUGCCAGGAGGGGACCCCAACCAUGUCACAGAUGACUUUACAGCUCACCUCACACUUGAACACAGAGCGCCAAGAGAUUUAGACGAGUCUAGCAGUGUUCGGCACGUACGGCGGAUGUUCCACCCCGGGCGUGGACUGGGCGGUCCCAGAGCGCGGCGGACAAAUAUGCACUUUACUAGCGGCUCCACGGGGGGGCUCUCCUCCUCCUCAUCGCAGAGCUCCACCUACACCCCCAGCAACAGAGAGGCAAUGGACCCCAUCGCAGAGUUGUUGUCUCAGCUGUCUGGCGUGCGUCGCGCGGCGGGCGGCCAGAUCAACUCGUCGGGGCCUUCGGCCUCCCAGCUCCAGCAGCUCCAGAUGCAGCUGCAGCUGGAGCGGCAGCAGGCCCAGGCGGCGCGGCAGCAGGUGGAGACGGGCCGCCACGCGACACGGCGCGGCAACAACAACCAGGGCAGCGCCGGCAACUCCAUCCCUCCGCCCAACGCGGCCACCGGCAACAGCGCCGCCGCGGGCGAAAGCAACCCGACGUCCUCAUCCCACAGCUCCCAGUUCCUAUUAGCACGGUUGAAUGAACCCAAGAUGUCCGAAGCGGAGCGGCAGUUUCUAGAAGGGGAGCGCGCCGACCGCAGCCUGUUUGUCCAGGAGCUGCUCCUCUCCACGCUGAUGCGCGAGGAGAGCUCCUCCUCCGACGAGGACGAGCGGCGGGACUUCGCCGACUUCGGGGCCAUGGGCUGCGUGGAUGUCAUGCCUUUAGACGUGGCGCUGGAGAACCUCCAGCUCCGAGAGCGCAGCUUUACGGGGAAGGAGCCUCCGCCGCCGCCGCCUCUUUGAUGUCCGAGCAUCGAGCAGACUGUGUCCUCACUGCUGCAACUGUCAGUGAUGGGCAGGCGACAGCGGCAGUCCCCCCCCCACACCCCCCCUCUCUCUCCCCCCUCCUUCUGUUUUCUGAGUUUGUUUCUGGUGAUUGUAAUUUCAGGCCUGUCACCAUUUUUGUUACAUUGUAAACAAAAAUAAAUGAGAGCAAGUGGGGUAAAUGUGCGAGUGCGCAAUAGCAACCGAGCGAGAGAAGAGAAAUCUAUAAAUAUAUAUAUAUAUAUAAAAAAAUAUAUAUGAAGUUGAUAAUCAAUCCACAUAACAUUUCUUUUCUUUAUCAGGUAAAUGUUACAGGUAGCUGUGGCAGACCUUUUGCUUCCUGUGACAUGCAAAUGGCUCUCUGUAUAAAUACUCCACAUUCAAAAGUCAAGAGGGCGUAGGCUCCUCCGAUGAAGCUGCUGUGUGUGUUAAUGACUAUUAAUGAAUAAAAAGUGCUUGGAUGGGUUACCAUAACUACUGCAUGCAGUUAUUUGCAGCGUGCAUGACUUUUAAUGACCCUGUCAUUAAAACCUAAAAAGAAAUGUAUAUCCCAAAGCUUUCAACUGUUUUUAAAUGGUUAUUUUACUGGGAAUUUCUAAUUGAACUCUUAACCACAUGUUUUGUCAGGUUUUCUUUAAGCGAUUCGAUACGAUGGAGAGAAACCGGUUGGAUUCACGGAUGUGAGGAAUCGGCUCGAGUGCCGGGAGCUUUUGUUUUUCCUAGAAUGGUUUGUGUUAAGUGGUACGCUGUUAGGACAGUAUUCUUUAGGAUUUAUAGAUGCUUACAGUGGCCUCUCGGGGCUCCCUCCUGGUGCCGGAUCACACGCGUCAGACGCCUCGUAUGGAUUUCUUUGCCGGGUGAAGGGAGAAGGCAUUCUUAUUUCUUCUGCUAGGCGUAGCACUUUUUCUAUUUAUUCAUGUUUGUUUUUCUUAUUCUCCCAUGAUUCGUGAUGCGAGUCACGCCACCUUCAUGCCUAUACUUUUACCCUGUGUGAAACACAAUGAGAUGUAUAUGGAAUCUGUGCGUUAACUUUCAUAAUGGCUCCGAGACAUGGGCAGACAUUUUUUUUAAAUGUAAAUUUAGAAUACAAUAAAUAUAAACUGCG